CUCAUAACCCUCAAAAUAUUCCACUGAUUAAAAAAAAAUGAAUGAAACACCAAUUCCGACGUUUUGCGGAAAUUUUAUAUGGUGGCAGCUGUGUCUACAAUUCCUCAACUCCGUUCGAUAGCCUCCCCUGUCGUCGAGCAAAAUAUCCGCAUGCGGGCUUCGUCCUGUUUCCCGAGUGACCGAGUCUAAAUUGCGUUUCUUGCUGGAGUGGACCCUCGGCCGAGAUGUCCAGUGUCCAAACGACAAAGGACAUGUACAAUGCCCGUAGCGGCAAAUACGAAGAUUCCUUUCAUCCCAGACAUGCGCGCGACUUUGUACAAUGGUCAGACAUACAACCUGGGCACUCCGUCCUUGAUCUAGCGUGUGGAACAGGCCUCGUCAGUUUUCCAGCAGUUCAGCAAGUGGGCAGUGACGGAUCAGUCGUUGGAGUCGAUAUAAGUGAGGGAAUGCUUUGGGUAGCGCGGCAGAAGCCGGCUGAUGGCCUCAAUGUCCGAUUUCUUACGGGAGAUAUUCGGAACUUGGACAAAGUUGCUGGAUUGCAACCCGAAAAUGCGAAAGGAUUCGACCGUAUAACCUGCUCGUCUGCUCUUGUGCUGCUGGAUAAUCCGGCACAGGCAAUCAAGCAUUGGACAUCAUAUUUGAAGCCCGGUGGGAAGCUUAUCAUCGAUGUUCCUAGCGAGGACUCUUUAAUAUACGGGUCAAUCAUGGAAAAGGUCGGCAUUAAAUUGAGACGGCCAGUAGCAUAUUACAGGAGCUGGGUUUCUUCGAUAGAGUCACUACCAAAACUGAUGAGAGAAGCAGGACUUGUGAUUGACAACCUGUUCAGGACGGAAAGCUACGAUGGCGAUGACUUCAAGGUCAAAGAAGCAGGAGAAUGGUUUGACUCUGUGAUCGACAAGCCCGCAUUUCGUUGCUUUGAACUUACGGAUACCAUCGACAAAGCGAAAAAAGAAUUUCUCAACGAAGUCAAAAAAUUGUCAAAAGGUGGCGAUACCAUCUACAGUCGAUUAUUCCUAUAUGUAGCUGUGGGGAGAAAGAAAUUGAGCUGAGCAUAGAUAGGGUCCAGGUAUUUCUAUUAAAAAAUGGCGUCGCCGAUAAUUACACGUCUAUAUGGUUUCGUCAUAAGAAUUUCUACAAUUUUGCCGGAAGAGUCUGGCCUUCCCGAGAGCUCUCCUUUGCAAGCUCAAUCAGUUUGAUAAUGUUUCGAGACUGCUCGGGCUUAACCGGAACAUCCCCUUGGCCACUGAGAG
This is a messenger RNA of Xylona heveae TC161, 1250 nucleotides long. RefSeq names its product S-adenosyl-L-methionine-dependent methyltransferase. The record is from RefSeq and is a predicted model, not a curated record. The transcript has a single exon. The coding region runs from base 225 to 1049 and encodes 274 amino acids. NCBI's taxonomy places the organism in Eukaryota, Fungi, Ascomycota, Xylonomycetes, Xylonales, Xylonaceae.